Truncatella angustata is the source of this 1761-nucleotide messenger RNA. Its product is annotated as cytochrome P450. The transcript has 4 exons. The record is from RefSeq and is a predicted model, not a curated record. Gene Ontology annotation, molecular function: oxidoreductase activity, acting on paired donors, with incorporation or reduction of molecular oxygen; heme binding; monooxygenase activity. The coding region runs from base 109 to 1590 and encodes 493 amino acids. NCBI's taxonomy places the organism in Eukaryota, Fungi, Ascomycota, Sordariomycetes, Amphisphaeriales, Sporocadaceae.
AAGAAAGGUUGUUGAUUUUAUUCCCCUCGACAUCUCUCGCGGAUAUUUUGUCCUUCUACUCAAGUGACUUACGACCCACCAGUUGCCAUAGUUAAUCUUUUGGUCCUGAUGCCUUCCCAUGGUUCAACCCUCAUCAUACCCAUCGCUCUGCUAUCUUUGGUCCUCGGUUAUCUCGUCAUCAACGCAAUCUACGCGGUAACGCUCCACCCCCUGGCUGAUGUCCCGGGACCGCGAGUAUGCGCGGCCUCCCGCGCCGUUUACUGGUACCGGUUCAUGAACGGCAGAGACGUCAGGUGGCUAUACCGUCUCCACCAGCGCUACGGCCCCGUCGUCAGAUUCGGCCCCUCCGACGUCAGCUACGCCGCGCCGCAGGCCUGGAGGGAUAUCUACGGCGUUGGCAAGGGCAGGCCGGACAUGUUGAAGCCAGGAGAUGCUAAUAUGAGGCCCGCGAAUGAUGUCCCAAGCGUGUUGAUUGCGGAUACCGAGAAUCAUGCGCGCAUGAGAAAGAUGUUUUCGCCGGCAUUUUCGGAGAGGGCGUUGAGGAGGCAGCAGGGGCUGUUUAGAAAGUACGUCGACACGCUUGUGGCAAAAGUGAAUGAGCUUGGAAGCACUGGAGAGCCCGUAGAGAUGACCAGCCUGUUCAAUUUUGUAACAUUCGACAUUAUGGCCGAGCUCUGCUUCGGCCGUCCUCUGGGGAUGCUGGAAAAAAACGAGUUCAAUCCUUGGGUGAAGGCCAUAUUUGGCGCGAUUAAGAUGCUGCCGAUCGCCAAUUUUAUCCAAUACUAUCCCGUCCUCGAUGCGCUGUUCACACGUUUCCAACCACAGUGGAUCACCGACCAGCGGCUUUUCUUCGCGAAGCAAACUGAAGAUCGAGUGAAUCAGAGAUUACAGGAAGGCUCGCAGAAACCCGAUAUUUGGAACCUCGUCUUGGCAGCGCAGGAUACCGACAAUGCCCUGUCACUUGAAGAGAUGCACUCCAAUGCGGAUCUCUUCAUGAUGGCCGGAUCGGAGACGACCGCGACUCUACUAAGUGGAGUUACAUACUACCUACUCGUGAAUCCAGACAAAAUGCAGCUACUAUGCCAAGAAGUCCGCACGAUCUUCGACAAUGCCGAAGAAAUCAACCUGGACCGCCUGGCCAGCCUCAAAUACCUGAACGCAUGCCUCAAAGAAGCACUGCGAGUCUACCCGCCGGUAGCCAUCGGCACAGCUCGUAUCGUCCCUAAUAGCGGAGCGACCGUUCUAGGGCGGUGGCUGCCGGCGGGUACCCGCGUCUCGUGCCACCAGUACUCCAUGUACCAUUCGCCUUGGAACUUCAAGAACCCGAGCCAGUUCGCCCCGGAGCGCUGGCUUGGAGACCCCGAGUACGCGGACGAUGUGCAGGACGCGCACCAGCCGUUUGCCUAUGGGCCGCGGAACUGUUUGGGGCAAAAUGUCGCCAUGCACGAGAUGAGGCUUAUUCUUGCCUCCUUGGUGUGGAACUACGAUCUUGAGCUUUGCGACGGGAACGAAGACUGGACGGAUCAGCAGACCUUUGCGUUGUGGAUUAAGAAGCCGUUGACGUGUUUAGUUAGGUCUGUGGCUCGAUGAUGGAGCAUAAUUCCGUUUCUGUCAGUCUUGUGUCCCGGGAAGCACUUGCACCUUACAUUGGUAGAGAAUCCAUCUCCACUGCCAAGAGAGGUCUCGAGAGUAUCAGGUAAUUAAUCAGCUACAGUAAUGGUACUUGUUGUCGGUGACUACUGUGCGUACCCGAUAUUCCAG